Seminavis robusta is the source of this 1308-nucleotide messenger RNA. Lineage: Eukaryota; Bacillariophyta; Bacillariophyceae; Naviculales; Naviculaceae. The record is from the annotation of a GenBank genome assembly.
AUGUUGUCCCGAGCUGUAGUGGGACGAUCGCUGUUGCGACAGAGUCGUAGGUACUUGUCCGAUGCAGCAGCUCCUCCUGCUGCCGUUCGUCCCGUGAGAAAGACAGUGUCACCUCAAGAACGCGAAGCGCUGCGACAAGCCCGCAAGGAACAGGCUGCUAAGGUCUUGCAACAACAGAGUGGCGAUGCAUCGGCUGGAGCAAGUUCUGCAGCAUCGUCAGCGGUUCACUUGUCGUCCAAGCACUCCAGAUGGGUCUGGUAUAUCAGCGUGGGAGUCCCCUCGGCACUGUUGGUUUGGGGAUCCAACGAUGAGAAUAGCCCACCUGCCAAAUUUGCAAAGAUGAUUGGAUUGACGGCACUCGUUACCAGCUUUUCAGAGGACUUUGCCAAGCCAUCUCAUGACAAGCUAUUGCCAGAUUGGUCACAGAUGCCAAAUGUACCCCAUGAUAUCCCAGUGCCGCCCACUCUAGUCCUUGAUUUGGAAAACACAUUGGUGAGCUCCACUUGGGAUAGAAAGUAUGGUUGGCGCCAUGCAAAGCGUCCUGGAGUUGACAAGUUCUUGCAUGAUAUGGCACAAUAUUAUGAAAUUGUGCUGUAUUCUCCAAGCAUUGAUGGGAUUGCAGAUCCAGUCGUCACGUCGCUGGACAAGGACGGCUGCAUCAUGCAUCGUCUCUACAGAGAUGCAACCUACUAUCGCAACGGAAUCCAUGUCAAGGAUCUCAGUCGCUUGAAUCGAAAUGUGAAACGGAUGAUUGUCAUUGAUGACGACCCAGCGGAGGUUUCAUUGAAUCCAGAAAACAUGAUCCGCGUCAAACCUUACACGGACCCCAAUGACAGGACGGAUAAUACACUGGCACGAAUUGCUCCCUUUCUCAUUGAAAUUGUACGAGAAGGAUACGACGAUUUUCCAGCAUUGUUGGAACAGUAUCGUGGAAUGGACGCAGACGAGAUUGCCGAUGAACAAGAGAACCGAAUUUCCCAGUUUCGACGUGAUCGGCAACAACUAUCGCAACGAGGCUUGGGAGGAUUCGUCCGUGGAGGCUUAAUGUCCAAUCUACCGGAACCAGAAAUGCAGCCAUCCAAUGACUAUGGCGCCUAUGGGAGCAGAUCGCAACUCACUGCCAAGGACUUGGUCGGAGCUGCUCCACCCUCAAUGGACGAUAAAGGUGGAUUUGUGGACUGGGUGAAUCGUAGGGCCCAGGAGAAGGAGGAACAAAAGAUGCUCAAAUAUGAAAAAUGGAACGAGGUAAUGCUCCGAAAACAAAAAGAAAAGAAAGAAGCCGAAGACAGAGCCCGACAAUCGGCCUAG